AUGAGUUCUUUGAACUUGGUCGCGAUCUUCCUUCUUGCAUUGCUAGCUAGAUUCGAACCGUCAUCGGGGGUUUGCCUCGGCCGACGACAUGCAAACGUCGUAAACAAGCUCGAGAACCGUGAGACGUUGAUGAUCCAUUGCUGGUGGAACAGUGAAGAUAUGGGGACACGAAACCUGGAGUACGAUGAAGAAUUCAAAACGGCGUUCAUGGACGUGUUUACUUUCCAGCAUGCAAACAUCGGAUGCGACAUGGGGUUCAAGGAUGGAGGUACGACAAGGAAGGGGCAUUUCUUGUUGUAUGAUACUGGCCUUCAUGUUAGGACGCGUGAGUGCUAUAAAUGGUGCAAUUGGGCGGUUGGGAUAUACGGAUUGUAUGCGUACGAUGAGGUUGAUAACAAAUGGGAUUAUGAGAUUCCAUGGCCUAGUAAUCAUAGGGAUGUAGAUGAACAAAACGUUCGAUGA
Molecule: messenger RNA, 462 nt
Organism: Hibiscus syriacus
Lineage: Eukaryota; Viridiplantae; Streptophyta; Magnoliopsida; Malvales; Malvaceae
Exons: 1
Coding region: 1-462 (153 amino acids)
Source: RefSeq, a predicted model, not a curated record